Myotis davidii is the source of this 1750-nucleotide messenger RNA. RefSeq names its product 24-hydroxycholesterol 7-alpha-hydroxylase. Gene Ontology annotation, molecular function: iron ion binding; oxidoreductase activity, acting on paired donors, with incorporation or reduction of molecular oxygen; heme binding. The record is from RefSeq and is a predicted model, not a curated record. Lineage: Eukaryota; Metazoa; Chordata; Mammalia; Chiroptera; Vespertilionidae. Gene Ontology annotation, biological process: cholesterol homeostasis; bile acid biosynthetic process.
CCGCCCUUCGACCUGGGUCCAGCUUCAGCACGACGAACCGGUUGGCCAAGACCUGAAAGAGAAGUGGGAGGGAGCGAUGAUGCAAAAGUCAUCUAAACACUGGGGCGGGGAAAGGCGACUACAGUUAGAAAGGCAAAGGAAACUGCAAAAGUUGCAGCAGGAAAGGUUGCGAGGUCCGGUGGGUGCUCCCGAUUCGCAGAGGGAAGGAACAAGUGCCAUGGCAGCAGGACUUUUCCUCUCUGAUUCUGGAAGGUGCUAGACAAAAACAUGGAACUAAUUUUCCCGUCAGUACUUAUAAUCCUAGGUUGCGUUGCUCUUUUGUUAUUUCUUCAAUGGAAGAACUGGAGCGGACCCCCGUGCAUCAGCGGCUGGAUUCCUUGGAUUGGAGCUGCAUUUGAGUUUGGGAAAGCCCCUCUAGAAUUUAUAGAGGAAGCAAGAAUCAAGUAUGGACCAAUAUUUACAGUCUUUGCUAUGGGAAUUCGAAUGACCUUUGUUACUGAAGAAGAGGGCAUUGAUGUGUUUCUAAAAUCCAAAGAAGUAAAUUUUGAAUUUGCAGUGCAAGAUCCCGUCUAUCGUACAGCAUCAAUUCCAAAGAAUGUCUUUUUAACACUCCAUGAAAAACUUUAUAUCCUGAUGAAAGGAAAAAUGGGGACUUUCAACCUUUGCCAAUUCACUGGACGACUAACUGAAGAAUUACAGGAACAACUGGAGAACUUAGGCACUCAUGGGACAAGGGAUCUGAACAUCUUAGUAAGGCAUCUCCUUUAUCCAGUCAGUGUGAAUACGCUCUUUAAAAAAGGUUUGUUUCCCACAAACAAGAGGAAAAUCAUGGAGUUCUACCAGCAUUUUCAAACUUAUGAUGAAGGUUUUGAACAUGGGUCCCAGAUGCCAGAAUAUCUUCUAAGAAACUGGUCAAAAUCCAAAAAGUGGUUUCUAGAAUUUUUUGAGAAAAACAUCCCAGAUAUAAAAACAAACAAAUCUGAAAAAGAUAAUUCCGUGACACUAAUGCAGGCACUGCUGGAAAUCAUAGAGACGGAAACAAAUGAGCAAAGUCCAAACUACGGGCUGCUACUCCUUUGGGCUUCUUUGUCCAAUGCCAUCCCCAUUGCAUUUUGGACACUUGGAUUUAUCCUCUCUCAACCCAGUAUUCACAAGGCCAUUAUGGAAGGCAUAUCAUCUGUGUUUGGUGCAGCAGGUAAAGAUAAGAUUAAAGUGUCUGAGGAUGACUUGAAGAAACUCCCUCUAAUUAAAUGGUGUAUUUUGGAAACGAUUCGUUUAAGAGCCCCAGGUGCCAUUACUAGAAAAGUUAUGAAACCAGUUAAAAUUUUGAAUUUCACUGUUCCUUCUGGUGACCUAUUGAUGUUGUCUCCAUUUUGGCUACAUAGAAAUCCAAAAUAUUUUCCUGAACCGGAAUCUUUCAAACCCGAACGUUGGAAAGAGGCAAAUUUAGAGAAGCAUGCUUUCUUGGACGGCUUCGUGGCCUUUGGAAGCGGGAAGUACCAGUGUCCAGGAAGAUGGCUUGCUAUGUUAGAGAUUGAAAUGUGUAUUAUUUUAUUAUUUUAUUAUUAUGACUGCAGUCUUCUGGACCCAUUGCCAAAACAGAGUUCUCUCCAUCUGGUGGGUGUCCAGCAGCCAGAAGGACAAUGCCGAAUUGAAUAUACACAAAGAAAGUGACAUCUUCUGGGGCCAAGGAGGACCGGGCCUUCUGGAGGGAGACCCACGGGCCUGGCAGCAUCGAGACCUGAGCUCG